CCCCCCCCCGGGGCGCAGACGGUGGGCAAGAGCAGCAAGAUGCUGCAGCACAUCGACUACCGCAUGCGGUGCAUCCUGCAGGACGGGCGCGUCUUCAUCGGCACCUUCAAGGCCUUCGACAAGCACAUGAACCUCAUCCUCUGCGACUGCGACGAGUUCCGCAAGAUCAAGCCCAAGAACUCCAAGCAGCCGGAACGGGAGGAGAAGCGUGUCCUGGGCCUGGUGCUGCUGCGCGGGGAGAACCUGGUGUCCAUGACCGUGGAGGGGCCACCCCCCAAAGACACUGGCAUUGCCCGUGUUCCCCUGGCAGGAGCAGCAGGUGGGCCCGGUGUUGGCAGAGCCGCUGGGAGAGGCGUGCCAGCAGGGGCACCCAUGCCCCAGGCACCAGCUGGGUUGGCUGGCCCUGUCCGGGGAGUCGGUGGACCAUCCCAACAGGUGAUGACCCCUCAGAGUCGCGGGACAGUUGCAGCAGCAGCAGCUGCUGCCACCGCCAGCAUUGCGGGAGCCCCUACACAGUAUGCGCCAGGCCGUGGAGGCCCACCCCCUCCCAUGGGCAGGGGGACUCCUCCUCCGGGAAUGAUGGGACCCCCUCCUGGCAUGAGACCUCCCAUGGGCCCACCCAUGGGCAUGCCCCCUGGCCGAGGCUCACCAAUGGGCAUGCCUCCUCCUGGGAUGAGACCACCUCCCCCUGGCAUGAGAGGCCCCCCUCCGCCCGGCAUGCGCCCACCCAGGCCCUGAGGCAAGCUGCACAGUGACUGGGAUCUGUCCGAGCUGGAGUUUUCUGUUGGGGGG
This is a messenger RNA of Euleptes europaea (tarantolino), 792 nucleotides long. Its product is annotated as small nuclear ribonucleoprotein-associated protein B'. Gene Ontology annotation, biological process: mRNA splicing, via spliceosome. NCBI's taxonomy places the organism in Eukaryota, Metazoa, Chordata, Lepidosauria, Squamata, Sphaerodactylidae. The coding region runs from base 40 to 738 and encodes 232 amino acids. The record is from RefSeq and is a predicted model, not a curated record. Gene Ontology annotation, cellular component: U4/U6 x U5 tri-snRNP complex; catalytic step 2 spliceosome; U1 snRNP. Gene Ontology annotation, molecular function: RNA binding. The transcript has 6 exons.